GGCGGACCACCCUCUUUGGUAUGCAGGAGGACCGACGUCACUGUUUGUGCUAUUCUGGGGAAGAUGGCGGAAGCUGCGGCGGUUCCCCCGCAUCGGUUCUUCUGUCAUUGUUGUAAGGGAGAAGUAAGCCCCAAGCUCCCGGAGUACAUCUGUCCCAGGUGUGAGUCUGGCUUUAUAGAGGAGGUAACAGAAGAUUCCAGUCUGCUAGAGGGUGGCACUAACGGGACAGAUGACACAGCCACACAGUUUGCAGAGCUGUGGCACCUGUUGUUUGUAGAGAGGCCUUUCACAGUGGAUGGUGACAGUCCAGACUCAGAGCUCCGGGUCCCUGGUGGGGGGGUUGGGGUAGGAUCGGGGGGCCUGGGAGGAGGUCCUAUCGGAGGGUCAGUCCCUGCUGGGCUAGGAGGACCUCUGGGGGGUCCUCUGGGAGGGGGGGAACACUGGGGGCCCGGUCGCCCCCCUCGCCUGCACAGUCAGCGGAGGUACCGCUCCAGAGGGAGCAGCAGACCUGACCGCUCACCUGCCGUAGAGGGGAUAGUACAACAGUUUCUGGCUGGUCUAUUUGCCAACUCUGGAGUUCCUGGCUCACCUCCCCUCUCUUGGACAGGGAUGCUACACUCUAACCCAGGGGACUAUGCUUGGGGACAGGGGGGACUGGAUGCAGUCAUCACACAGUUGUUAGGUCAGUUUGAGAACACGGGCCCUCCUCCUGCAGAGAAAGAGAAGAUCUCCUCCAUACCUACAGUCAACGUGUCUCAGGAUCAAGCAGACUGCAGUAUGGAGUGUCCGGUGUGCAAGGAGGACUUUGCAGUGGGAGAGCCCGUCAGACAGCUACCCUGCAACCACUUCUUCCACUCAGACUGUAUAGUACCCUGGCUGGAAAUGCAUGAUACGUGUCCUGUGUGUAGGAAGGGGUUGAAUGGAGAAGACAGCAACACCCAGAACCCCCCAGAAUCCCCCUCUCUAAAUACGGACCCCCGCACACAGGAGAGAUGGUCCUUCUGAAAUACACCUCCCCCUCAUCCCUCCAUCGCACCUCUCCUCUGACCUCCUUUUAAUCUCCUUCAUUCCACUUUUUUGACCCUCCCCCUUCUCUACGAACUACUGCACACGGGAGAUAAGGACUUUCUGAAGGAUAGACCUCCUCCAUCUCUGCCUCAUUCCUCCGUGUCAUUCCUUCAUCUCACUCCUCCUCUCUGAAUCAUCUCUUCAUCUACAGUCAUAGGAUGGUCAUCUCAGUAUGGCUGUUCCUGUCUCAAUGGCCCUGGAACCAUGUACACACACACACAUCAUGAUUCGGUAGACCCCCACACACACGUCAUGAUCCAUUAGCUGUCCUCUGCCUCAUCAUGACCAAGCACUUGCCUUUACCUCGGUUCAAACAUCAACCACAUCUCGCUUUUUCUACUCUUUUCUCCAUCCUUCUGAAAAGCACUGCUGUAAAACAAUGUUGUCUCUCCCUACCUCUCUACUCCUGGGAUGCAUCUCAAUAGUCUAGAGUGGCUUCCUCUCAUCUGCACUGAACAUGGUGGAUGCUCACCAGGAAUUUGGUUUUGCCUUUCUAGCUCUGUCACAUCAGUGCAGAAAGGAGACAUCAUUUUGACUAUUGAGACGGGCCCCACAAUCUCUUUCGCUGUCAUUCUGGUGUAUAUAUUAAACAGAUUGCAUCACUCUGUCAUUUUACUCCUC
Messenger RNA from Oncorhynchus tshawytscha (Chinook salmon), 1689 nucleotides. RefSeq names its product E3 ubiquitin-protein ligase RNF115-like. The record is from RefSeq and is a predicted model, not a curated record. Gene Ontology annotation, cellular component: nucleoplasm; cytoplasm. Bases 64 to 1005 code for a protein of 313 amino acids. Lineage: Eukaryota; Metazoa; Chordata; Actinopteri; Salmoniformes; Salmonidae. The transcript is spliced from 10 exons. Gene Ontology annotation, biological process: positive regulation of DNA-templated transcription; protein ubiquitination; ubiquitin-dependent protein catabolic process. Gene Ontology annotation, molecular function: ubiquitin protein ligase activity.